GCCAAAGAGAACAGUCGGUUAUAUGAAAAAAAAAAUAUGAGUAAUUUAAAAAAUAUUUCUGUCCCACAAGCUGCUCAGGACAGAAUAAAUCAGUGAAUGAGUGACUUUUACAUGCCAUUUCAUUAACAUAUUCCUGCCUAGUGAAUAUUUAAAACUAUUUAAAAAUCGCAUAAUGGCUCUCGUAUGUGAUAAAAAAAGGUUUGCAUUAAUUUUUGUCGCCAGAAAUUAGGGUCAAAAUCGAUUUUUAUCCUCGCGAAAUCGCUAGGACAACGUGUCAAAAACGAUGGGGCGUGGACGGAGAGAUGCAACUUUCACACAAAUGCAAUUUUUUUUCCUCUACAGGGCAAUAACCCGAGGGGCCAAAAUCUAGCUAAACAUUCGCUUUGGUGGUUUUCGUUAAUUUUGAAAAAUCAGGGAGAAAACCCCAGCGAAAUAGCUGAAUUUUCGGCCUCUUUAUGCAACAAAGAAACUGUAUAGUGCGUCAUUCAGGACGCUUACAGUGUUGCCACGCUUAAUCCAUAUAAGGUAAAGAAACUUCUCUUUAAUUGCUAGCAUUUAAGUUUAAAAACAGUCAUUUUAGUUUUAACUAAUAUAAUAAUUUUACAUUUUAUUUACAAAAAAAAAUUUCGUUUAUUAUACGAGACUUUAUCGCCCCCCGAAAUAAUAUUUUGUCGACCUCGAUGGCAACAGGGCUUCGGCGAAAUCAAUGCCAACUUGGACAGCUAUGUUCCAAAAUUUUCUCAUAAUAUUUGUUUAGUCAAUAAUGGAAAAAGGCCUUGAAAUUGUUAUUAGUUAGUUUUUGAUAAGAAACUCAUUUUAAUUUGGUUAAAUGCCUAUACUUUUUCAAAAGUACCUACUUUUCUGAAACAAUAUUUUUAAUCUAUAGGGUAGUUUUUAAUUCAAAAAAUAGGUACCUACCAGGUAGAGGCAUUACAAAUUGUAGCUUUAAAUCCAGUGUCCAAUAAUAAUGCCUAAAUAUCUGAAUCUAAUUAUUAGUCAUUAGAUAAUAAUUAUUUUCUCAUUAAAUAAAAUUUUGGAACAUAGUUGGUCUAUUGACGUCAUCUGCUCACUCCGCAUAACAACUACGCCAUGCAUGAUUUUUAUGUCCCCUGGUUGACCUUGGAGGGUUUUUAUGGAAUUUUAUGGGUAUAGUCGUAUAGUCGAUUUUUAUUUUUCAUUUUCGUUGGGUUUUAAGCUUCGUCACCAGGGAAAAGUUGCACCAUCUUGCGUCCCGCCCAAAGAACUAAAUAAAUAGUGCAAACGCGGCAAAUUUAAAAAUAUAUAAUCGAUUUUGACCUGAAAUUAUUAUGACUAGUGUUAACCCUAGCGAGGAUGAUCCCGACGUCGAAGACGGUGAAAUCACCGACGAUGACGAAGCAUCAGAACCGACCCCAAUUGAACCCGUUGUACCAAACCCCGUUACCGCAGGCGCUCAACCCACAAUCCCAGUUAUCCCCAAAGGACCCCCGGGUAGCGUGUCUGACAGCGAAAGCAUCAGAGACGCGGGAGAACUCCAAUUCAAAGAGCAACGGUCCAGCGAUCCCGAGAGAUCGGACGACAAAGAUCGGUUUUCCGAUGGAAGAGAACGGGAUAGAGGGAGGAAAGCUAAUAGGAAGAAUAGAGGUGCUAGAGAUGACAAAAAUCAUAGACGAAUGACUGAGGCUGAAAGAAGUAUAUUGCAUUUGAGGAAAAGGGAGAAAAUGCAGAGGCAAAGGGAGAAGUGGGACAAGCAUCAUAGGAAGGAUGUUGAUCCUUUAGGUAUGGAUUUUUCAGAUGAUGAUUUUGCAAAAAAUAUCGAAAAAACGUUGGCCACGAUAUUGAACAAAAAAGAAAAAGAAGUGGCAGGUUUAAGCGGCGAAGAAACCAAAGACGACGACGAAAAGAGAGGCAAAAAACGUAAAAAUCAAAAUCGCGACAAAACUAAAAACAAACACAAACGUAUGGUAGUGGAUUCACCCUUUGCGGAAGAUAUUGACGAUAGCGAAAUGCUAAACAUGCGUAGUGGAUCGCCGAAUGCUGAAAUGCGACUAAAUCCUUAUCCAAUGGAGCAUAGAGGUUCAGAAGAAGAAAGUCUGCAUUCUGGAAACAGCGAGGAUGAAAGAGAGGAGCGAGCAAAAAGACGGAUGAACAAAAAUCGAAGAAAGAAAGAAAUCAAAAGAGAAAAAAAGGAGAGAGAUCAGAGACGAAACAAUAGCACUAAAAGGGAAGCUCAUAUUAAAUUGCUUCAGCAAGGGCAAGAAGAUGGGGAGAAAGUUUGCGUGUUUUAUUUGCAAGGAAAAUGUCAAAAGCAUGACUGUCCUUAUUCCCAUGAAGUGUGUCCUCCAAUGAAACUGGAACUAUGCAAAUUUUAUCUUAUGGACUGUUGUGCCAAAGGCGAAAACUGCUCUUACAUGCACAGUGAAUUUCCCUGUAAAUUUUAUCACACAGGCUUAAACUGCGAGAAUGGUAAAGAUUGCAAGUUUGCUCAUGGAAAACCAUUAUCACAAGGUCUAAAACAAAUCCUCUUCAAACACAUCGAGACUGCGCCCCGUGACAUCUUGCAAGGUUUCCCAAGACUGACACGCGACGAGGCUCUCAACCUCAUCAACCAAACUCAGAAAAAUAUGCACGAUCAACUCAACACAACCAACGGGUCCGAACCCGCUUCUACCACAACCACAUCUACAUCACCACAACAGGGUUUGGGGAUGUACAGGGAGACGAGCGCUACGGAGAGAUCAGGGUCGCCAGAGGAAUUUCCAGGUGGGAUACCGUCAUUGUUUGAUAUUAGCGUCCCGGUGCCCAGAGAGUUGGCCGAGGGAUUAGAUUUUGAGUCUCCCAAAUCAAGUAAGCAGAAAAAUAAUCGCUCAUGUUGGCAACAAGACGAAGAUUCAGGCUAUUUGGCAAAGAAUUUCAAUAAUUUUGGAACAGAUCUCGAUAUGAGAUUUAUUAGUAAUGGGGAUAUUGACAUGAGAACUCUCCCUCCGAUACAAUCAUCCACAUCUACAACAAUCAAUAAAGAUUCAGAAGGAGACGAUAGUGUUUCACAGGGUGAUGUGGAUAUCAGGAAUUUCACUAAGGAUGUUGAUCAUAGAACUUCGUUUGCCAGAAAUAUGGACAUAGAUAUCCGACAAAGACCUAGCGAAGAUCCAGAAACGAGCCAGAAUGGAAAUUCAAAAGAAUCCGAUUAUAAAUUCGAACUUCCUGCUGCUGCCAGAGAUUUACUGGCCAGGAUAACUGCAAAUCAGAAAGAUAGUCCUGCUGAUGCAUCAAUAGAAAGUAAAAAUCAAAAUUACGCAAAACCUGAUGCUUACGAAGAACAAAACAUCAACUGGUACUCGGAUGACGAUGAUGAUGACCGUUUGGCAAUCAACAUAGAAGAAGAGGAAAUUCAGAGGAGAGAAAGGGAAGACAGUACAUCAGAGAAUCAGGAGGAACCUGAGAAAAGUUCGUUCUUUUCUCCGCCCCGAAUCAACACCCAAACAGUGGACAUUGUCAACAAAUUGGGCGACCUAUCAAAAUUCGACAUAUCCGCCGAAGUGACUAAACUUUUAUCUUCAAUGAGUCAAAAAAAUAUUUUAGCAGCGCCAGCUGAGACAGCUACUGUGGCAAGUACGGAGUUCACUACGAGUCCUAGACCAGAAAGCGGUUUCAGUCCUAGAGGUCCUAUGCUAACUGAUCCUAGGAUAUCUAAACAGGGUGCAAGACAAGAUCCAAGACAGCAGGAUCCCAGAUUGAACGAUUCGAGACGGCCACGCCAAAGUUCCACGGAAACCAAAGAGAAAAAGUCAGAUAAAAUUAGCAUCUACGAACAAGGGGGUUUAGAUAUGAAAAGGGCCGCUUUGGAAAUUGAAAGAGACUUCAAAAACUCUGACACUGACUUGAGGAAUAUGCCUUUGCCGUUUAAAGGCAUGCAAAAUUAUACUCCAGCAACUGAAAUCGAUGGUAGUAUUAAUUCUCAUCCGCCCAUGGUAUGGAAACUUGUGAUUGUUGAAGUGCCAAGGCCUGAUUAUUCGGGUUUGAAAUUAAAUAUGAGCGAUGCUCAAAAGACAGGCGAUCCAAGAAUACGAAAAUUCUUCCGUUUGAGCAUUGAUGAAAAAGACAGUCCAGCAUCUCCAAAAGCCAGUCCAAAACAAAGCAGCAGUAGUGGAGGAGUCAGAAUCGAUCCCAGACUCAGAAAAAUCGAAGAGAAACCUCAAGAAUUGAUGUUGCAGGAUAAUGUAUCCCUUGUACAAAUGAACUACAACCAGCAAAUAGGGAUGUUGCAAUCGUCCCAAUUUUACCAGAGCUUAACCAGCCACCAGAAACAGAUGCUGAAUAAAGAGCUGGCCAGAGUCGAUAAGAGUGGCGGCGGCGGCCUAAAUGAUCCAGUUCUAAAUACAAUUCUAGGAACUUUGAAUUUGCUUCCACAGGCUCCUCAACAACAAAUUCAAGCUCCAUUAACAGGACCGAACAUGCACAUGGGCGCCGCAACAUCAAUACUCAACAACAUAAACAAAAUGAACCCGAUGCUUCAAAUGGGUCAGCCGGGCCUGUUAGGAGCAGCCCCCGGAAUACCCAACAUGCCUCACAAUAUUCAAUCGGAAUUCCAAAUGGGUUUCGAUCCGAGAGGCGGGCCUGGCCUGUUGGGAAACGCGCCAGCUGGUGCAGGUUUCGCACCUCAAUUCAACAUGGAUCAACAACCUCAAUUUAACAUAGAGCAACAGCCUCAAUUCAACAUGGACCAACAAUUUGGUAUGGAUCAAGCUCAGUUUGGCAUAGAUCAAGCUCAGUUUGGUAUGGACCAAUCACAAUAUGGCUAUAAUAAUGAUGAAUAUUAUAACAAUUAUAAUGAAGGAAAUAGUUCUCAAGGUGGACAUUUCAGAGGCGGGCGAGGUUUCAAUAAUAAUAAUAGGGACUCGAGAAGGCGGGGGAAUAGGGACGGGUUUAGAGGACGUCCAAAUAAUAGGAACUUCCAUAAAAGGGGCGGUAAUAGGGAUAAAGGUGAUAGGAACGACAGGGAGCGAAGGGGCAAUAGGGGGCACUCGCCAUCAUAGUGUUUACUUGAUUCUAUCAUCCAGGAUAAGGAGUUGCUGCAGAUGUUCGUUAAUAUGUGAUACAUAAACAAGUGGAUGAUAGAAUUUUGGAUUGAUGUAAAUAAUUUUUUGUAGUGCCAAAUAACUGUAAAUUGGUGUAAAUAUUCAUCCGUUUUGUAAUGUUUAAGACUGAAAAAAGUCAGCAAAAUAACAAUAUCCUUGCUUCCAUAAUAUUGACAUUGGGACUGAUAAGGGUAACCUAGGUUGUAAAUAAUCAUAUUUUCCAUUCCUUGGCAUGAUGUAAAUAAUCUAUUAGUUGACCAAAAAAUGUAUUUAUUUUUUUUUUAUAAAACUAGAAUUUCUUUUUUUAUUUUGUGGUUUGCCUGGAAGGCAAUUUUUUGGCGGAAUCGAUUAGUUUUUAAUAAUAGCAUAUAAGGACCUGCUGCUGCUUUUUAAUUUCAAGGAGAGUUUACACUUUAUUCAUGUAGAGUUUAUGUUUAAAGGAUGUAUAAAGUUAAUUUUAGAUUAAUAAAUGACCUUUUUGAGAAUAGCCCUUAUGAUAUUUAUUACAUGUAUAUUAAUUUUUAGAGAUUGGCAAGUGUAUACAUACAUAUUGGGUAUUUUCCCCUUUUGGCUAAAAACUUGGAAUUGUUUUACACAGUUUUUGGUGGGGUUCUGACUAACCUAUCAUAAUUUAUAUGUUAGUAUAGAAUAUUGUAACAAAAAUUCAAUUUGUUUUUUUUUUUUUUUUGUCAAUAAAAGGAGUUAGAUUACUUAUUAAAAUAUUUUAUUUUAUUGAGGAAUAUAUACUUGGAAAAAAGAAGGAAAUACUUUCAGGUCCUUCGUCCUUUUCUUUCCUUUAACUGAAUUUCAGACAAGGAAAGAAAAGGGUGAGUCAGAUAUAAUAAUCCAAUCAAAUUAGCCCAACUUUUGUAUAAAUUUCUGAAACCUAGUUGCAUAAAGAUAUACCUGAUAGUCUAAUAAACAUACAAAAUUAUUCAGUACAUAGACACAACAGAGUUAACAGAAGGGGUAGAGGUGUAUGUUAAGGAUUUUUUACUAAACUACAGGAUACAGGUGACGAGCAUCGGAAAUACCCAGCCUCCGGAAGAUAUUGAGACCAUCGCUUUAAAUUAUUAAAUAUACAGAUAUCGACUUAUAGGUUUUGCCUGGUCUGUGUCUAUAGGCCUCCAGAUAUUUCGUUGGUGAAAAACCUAGAAUUGAUUGACUAUUUAACACAACUAUCCAUAAAAAAUGAAAAUAUAAUUAAUUAAUAUAUUACUCUUCAUAAUGUAUAUUUGUGAUUUAUCAUCUAAGGUAACAUCGUCUAUAGCUUACUUUGCUGAAAACACUAAAUUGUUCGGCCACCCUAUGCAACAUCAGAUUGGAGAAGACUUGGGAAUAAUACAUGAAUGGACUAGAAAAUGGAUGCUGCGCCUUAACUCGAACAAGUGUACAGUUCUUCAUCUGGGAAAAAAUAAUCCGCAUACUCGGUAUCAGCUUGGAGAUUCUUUGAUACAAAGUGUGGAAUAGCAAAAAGAUCUUGGAAUUUAGGUCAGUGAUGAUUUAAAGUGGGAACCUCACAUUGCAAAUAUUGCUAAGAAGGCAAAUACACUAUUUUAUCUUAUACAACGAGCAUUCUGUGAUAACUCAGUAGAAAUGGUCCGAAAAUACAGUAUGCCUGUUCAGUAUGGAGUCCAUAUUUUGUUAAAGAUAUUGAAAUCCUUGAAAGAGUCUUGAGAAAAAUGACAAAAAUUUCUGAUGAAACCAGACAUUUAUCAUACCCGGAGAGAUUAGAAAUAUUUCAAAUAUCAUCUCUAAAAGAAAGACGAGAAUGUGGGGACAUGAUACAGGUUUUCAAAACUUCUAUAACCCAUUAAUUGAGCUUUCAUUAUUCCAUCUCAACGAAAGAAGGGAAUUGCCACCUGCUGAUCAGAAAAAACUUUAUAACAAAUCGGGUAGUAUAUAAGUGGAACUCGCUUGAGGAAGAAACAGUGACAGCUCCAAUGCUGUAAACGCAUUCAAGAGUAGACAACGAGCAUUAAACAAUCAAUUCAUGCAUUACAUUUAACGCGCAAUAUCCUUUUGACAGUUAGCUAUGAACAUUAAAACAACCAUAAUUAAAAAUAGAGCAAUAACACAUCGGUUUACCGGCUUUAUUGCUCGAAUAAUAAUAAUAAAGGUUCUAUUUUCAUCAUUACAAUUCGCAUUUUGGUUCUUUUGGAUUUGUUGAAAUUUCAUUCAGAGUCAAAGCAAAAAUAUGCUUCAAUGUUGAGCUAAUGACACUUAACUACUCACCUGAAUCCUAUAAAUAUUCUUAAGUUUAUAUUUGACCUACCUUUUUAUUUCUAUUAUUUAAUUAUUGUUAAAUAUACUACAUAUAUCAUUUUUCUAUAAUAAAAUACUUUUUGAUUUUUUAAAUUCUUCAAAGUCAUCAAGUUCUAUACAAACCCAUUUUAUAUUUUCCUUUAAAUUAACAGAAAUUAAAACCACAAUCAGUGUUUGAUAAAUUUACGUUCAUAUAAUUUGUCACACAAGUAUCACAGGCAAAUAGAAACUAGGGAUAGGACUUAUUAUUGAAACUAGUUUCAGAGCAAGAUUUUGCAAUUAUUGCCAACACAUAAAUCAAAUAUGUUUAUUUGAAAGUAAUUUACCAACUCUGCAAAUAAACCAUUAAAAUUGACAGCCUAAUAAAGCUAAAAGCCAGCAUAGUUGUCAGCAAUUUCCACUCAGUACAAACGCACUACUGAAUAAUAAACCAAUUUCAAUGUGAAAAAAGAAAACAGCAAUAUAUUAUAACUCAAAAGAAAAAACUAAAUAACUAAAUUAUGCCUACCCUUAGUACAUAGUACCAUACAUACACAACUUAAUCGGAGUAAAUAAAAUUUUUGCACUAAAUUUAUAAACCAAAAAAUACCUCUAGAUGAUUUUCUGUGGAUCUGCUACAGGUUUCUGAGAAAUUAUUUUGAUUCCAGAAUUGGCCAGUCCGUAAAACUCCUUUGGAGAGAGUCUCGGGUUGGUGCUGGUAAACUUCCAACCGACAUGAUUUCCACAGUUGGAACAUUGCAUUAUUGUCCAUGC
Ceutorhynchus assimilis (cabbage seed weevil) is the source of this 8075-nucleotide messenger RNA. The record is from the annotation of a GenBank genome assembly. Lineage: Eukaryota; Metazoa; Arthropoda; Insecta; Coleoptera; Curculionidae.